UAUUUUGAUAAUAAAAUGCUCCACUUAGCCUAAUACAACAUAAAUAACCAAUGAAAGCCAUUAUAUCAAUGAUGCAGCUUUUCACAUGCAGAUUAUACUUCACAAGGUUGAUUGCUUAGCCAGAUCAAUUUCUUUGCCUAUUCUAAUACAUGUCUGCAUAUUCAAAAGCAAAGAAAAAGGUAUUCAAACCAAAACCUGUGUUGUUUUCUUUGCUUUAACCCAGAAACCAUCUCCUUUUCCCAAUCUAAAAAGCACCAAACUGGUCCCACUACCUCUCAAUCAAAAGCCUCCCCCUUUCCUCUUUAUCUUUCCCAGGUUUACUUAAACCAACAAUAAACUUGAUCUCCAUUUCCUUCCUCAUUACUGGCUUCAGAGGGUUUUUCUGUUUUUGUUUUUGGUUCCUGAUUACAUCUUCCCCAAAGAUGCUACCCCUCCCACGUCCACCGCCGCGUCCACUUUCCUCACCGCAGCCGCUGUCACCAAAUGAAACGCAGGGCACACCGCUUUUCCACAACCAAAUUGUCAUAUCAAAGCAACCCAGAAACCAGCUAAGUCCAGCAGUGCCUCUGUCACCAAACGAAACGCAGGGCACACCGCUUUUCCACAACCAAAUUGUCAUAUCAAAGCAACCCAGAAACCAGCUAAGUCCAGCAGUCAGGUCACCGGAUCCUGUAAUCAACAAGUUAGGAGAGCAAACAACACUUAGGCAUCCUCAACCUCGCCGGACAAAUCCAAUCAUAUGGUUUUGUGCAAUCCUGUGUUUAAUUUUCAGCCUUAUUCUCAUUUUCUUUGGAAUAGCAACUUUGAUUACCUUCCUUGUCGUUAAGCCAAGAAUUCCGGUGUUUGACACCCCCAACGCAAUCCUCAGCACUAUCUACUUUGACUCACCGGAGUACUUCAAUGGUGACUUCACCCUCCUUGCCAACUUUUCCAACCCGAACCGGAAGAUUGAUGUGAGAUUCAAGUAUGCUGAUAUAGAGCUUUACUUUUCUGACAAGCUGGUAGCAACUCAAGGUUCUCAGCCUUUCACUCUGAGACGAGGUGAGACAAGGUUGGAAUCAGUUCAUAUGAUAUCAAGCUUGGUCUACUUGCCCCAGAAAUUCGCGACUGAACUGCGAAUGCAGGUGCAGAGCAACAGAGUCAAAUACAACGUAAGAGCAACUUUCAAAGUGACAGCUACAUUGGGUCUUCUUCACUUCUCUUACCGGUUGCAUGGUAGGUGUGAGAUAGAGAUGACAGGUCCACCGACUGGCAUUCUAGUAGCCCGAAGCUGCAAAACAAAAAGAUGAAGAACCAAAACAAUGUUCUCCUCUUCUGUUAUAUCAACCAUGCCUGGAUUGAAAUCUGUGUAGCACUUUUUGUGUGAAAAUAGCAAUUUUUUUGAGUUCCAUGCUCGUGAAACAAAAA
Molecule: messenger RNA, 1407 nt
Organism: Tripterygium wilfordii
Lineage: Eukaryota; Viridiplantae; Streptophyta; Magnoliopsida; Celastrales; Celastraceae
Exons: 1
Coding region: 423-1289 (288 amino acids)
Cellular component (GO): plasma membrane
Source: RefSeq, a predicted model, not a curated record